UUGCCACACUUCUGGAACUAUCGAUAGUAUCGCAUAAACAGAGUUUUGUUCCAACUCUAGGCGGAAGGCGCAGCGGUGAUAAAAGAGAAAAAGUGAUCUUUAAAUGCAAUUUUUCGGUUCCAAAUUGCAUUUGGUAUGUGCUACGCGAUAAGCACCGCAUCGCAAACCGUUUUUCGAAGUUCGCGAACGACCAAGAUCAGCGGAAAGACGAGAAAAUACGCUGCAAUGUAGAUGCCCACGAGCAGCCGCGGCAGCAGCAAUAACAAAAGCAAAAGUGAAAUUAGCGCCGCCAGGGAAGUGCAAGUGGUCAAACAAACGGCGGCGCCAUGGAGAACCUCAAGAUAAGCGACAAACUGUUCGAGGAUGUGAUAUACUUUGUGUUGGGAAAUCUGGAUGAGGAGAUCGAACGCUUUCUCAAGAGCGGUGGCGCUCAGUCGAAACUGUUCCUGUCGGACCAAAUCACCCACAUGAUAUGCGCCACCAACUACAACGAGGAGGAGCUGUCCAUGAACCUGGACCUCUACAGUGCAAUUCCCGUAACGGAGCAAUGGAUCGUGCACAGCGCCAAGCUAGGCCGAAUGGCCUCGACACGGGCGUUCGACCCGAGUCCGAAUCAAAUGCGGUUGAUGCGCGGCAUUCGGGUGGCCAUCACCAAUGUGGUGGCAGGGGAUCGAAGGCGUCUUUACGCCAUGCUGACGUACCACGGCGCCGUAGUCACGCACAGCUUUGGGGCCACCAACACGCAUCUGGUAUGCGGUGCAGCCAACGGCGGCAUCUACAACAAGGCACUGGCCCUGCCCAAGAAUGCCAUCAUUAUUGUGACGCCCGACUGGGUGACAGAUAGCCUUAAGUACAAAAACUGCAUGCCGGUGGAGACGUAUCAUCCGAGACUGCUGAAGCCCAUCGAAAAGCAGCGAACACAAAAGCAGCAGGCCACGCAGCAGCAACAAAUCCAGCAGCAGCAGCAAUUGCAGCACCAACAACAGAUGCAACAACAGCAGCAGCAACAACAACAGCAGCAGCAGCAGCAACAACAGCAGCAGCAACAACAACAACAGCAGAUCAUCCAACAACAGGCAACGGCUACUUCUGCCCUAUCUGACAUCCUUGGCUUUGGCGAGGACAGCGUGGCUGCCAAGAGCAUCGCUAGCAUUAAGUCCCAGCUGCAGGCUUCAGCCGAACAAAUACAGCAGCAACAGCUGCCCGUGCCCGCCCAGCAGCAGGUGGUCUUUGUGCGCCCACAGCCACAACCCCAACAGCCAGCACAACAAUCACCUCACCAGUUACAGCAAGGUGGUCCUCAAGCACCUACUCCUGCACCACACCCGCAGCAUCAACAACAAUUAAUAAUUCAGCAGCAGAAGAUUAUCCCCGCCAACCUGCAGCAGCAACCACAGAACCAGCAGCAGAUCAAAAAUAUCCUACAGCAGAGGCAAAUGAAAGCAACGCAGCAGUCUCAGCAACAGCAACAAAUCCAAAUGCAACUAAUGCAGCAGGAGCAACAGCCUCAUCCUCAACCACUUCCACAGCAGCUUGCGCAACAACAUCCGCAACAAAUCGCACAGCAACUUCCACAGCAACUUCCACAGCAACUUUCUCAACAACAUCCACAACAAAUUCCUCAGCAGCAACAGCAGUCGCCCAGACUGCCAACGACUCCAACAGGUCGACAGACACCACGAACACCAUCUACAACGCCACAGCCCGUGCAAUCCCCUCAGCACCACCAACAGAUAGUUCAACAGCAACAGGUGGUGCAGCAACAAGUGGGUCAGCAACAAACAAUGGUACAGCAGCAGCAGAUAGUUCAGCAACAGCAAAUUGUUCAGCAGCAAGUUGUUCAGCAACAGCAGCCACAACAACAAUCUGUGCCGGUUUCGCCGCAAAUCAUACACCAACAUCUAAUGAGGCAGCAACAAAUGUUGAACCAGAAUCAAAUGCAAUUUCAGCAAAUCGUGCAAAGUGGACAAGCAUUGACGCCACAACAGCAGCAGCAGCAGAGACAAAUUCAGCAGCAGCUGCAACAAAAUAUGCAGCAGCAGCAACAAUUACAGAUGCAAAUGCAGCAGCAGCAGCAGCAACAGAAUCUACAGCAACAACAGUCGCCACGGAUGGUGCAGAACCGUUCGCCGGUAAUGCCACCAAGUACGCCAUCCCCAUCGUUGCAGCAACAGCAUCAUCAUGCAACUAGCAAUAUGUUGCCGCCACAAUCGCCGCGACAACUGCAAUCCCCGGCUCCCCAAAUGACUCCGCCACCUCCUCCCUCGCCGCAAAACGCCCAGCAACAACACUUGCGCCAGCAGCAACAGCAAAUGCAACAGAGUCGACAACAGCACAUGAUGGGGUCGCCGCAACAACCUCAACCACCUUCUAUGAUGUCGCCGCAGCAGCAGCAACAAAUGCAGCCCUUUCAACAGCCCGUCCAUCAACAGCAGCGCAUGCAAUUGCAGCAGCAACAACAACUGGCCCAACAGCAACAACAACAGCAACAGCAGAGUCCCCAACAUAUUUCUCCGCAAUCGCCCCAGAUUUCUCAAACUCCACCCAUGCAUGCGAAACUGCAUCAGCAUCAGGUUGCUCCUGGACAAGCCACUCAGCCGCAGCAAUCAUUCUCCCAGCAGAAGCCUAUCGACCCAACGGACCCCGUUCAGGUGGCUCAAGUACUAAGUCGAUCUGCAUUGAGCAGCAAUCAGGACUCGUUGAUAAUGAGGCAGCAACAAUUGAAGCAGCAACAACAGAUGCAACAGCAACAACAAAUGGCACCGCAGCCCCAGCAGCAGCAAAUGGCACAGCAACCGCAACAGCAGCAGCAGCAACCACAACAGCAGCACACCCCUUCUCCGCGGCAAUCGCCACUGCAACAGCAACCUACUACCCCCACCUUGCAACAGCAGCCACCCCAACAGAACGCUCAACAAAUACAGCAGCAGCAACAACAACAACAGCAGCAGCAGCAACAACAACAGCAGGUCCUGACGCAGCAACAACCACAGCCUGGACAACAGCAACAAGUCAUCACUCAGCGCCAUGUUAUAAACACAUCCACGGCUCAAGGACAACAAAUCAUUCAAAGCCAUAUGUCUUUGGCCUUACAGAAGCAGCAGCAAAUGUUGCACGUUCAACAACAAGCACAACAGCAGCCGCAGCAGCAACAGCAGAUUUCUCAAGUGCAGCAACUGCCACCGGCACAGCAGCAGCAACAACAACAGCUUCCGCAACAGCACCAAGUUCAACAACAACAACCGCAACAAGUUCAGUUUACACAACAGCAGCAAAUAGCACUCGGAGCUGGUGGUCAAGUGCGGAUAAUUCAACAAACCAUACAACGUCCACCAACCAAUGUUCAGCAACAGCAGCAGGUUCCACAACAACAACAACAGCAGAUUAUUGGUCAAUUUCCUCAGCAACAGCAGCUGCAACAACAACCGCAGCAGCAAAUUUCUGGAGUUCAGCAGCCACAACAACAGCAGCAGCAACAAAAGACCUUUAUAAUUAGCCAGCAGCACUUUAAUCAGCUUAGCGUACAACAGCAACAGCAAAUCCUGGCGCAAAAUCCGCAGAGCCAAAACGUUUACGUGGUCAAUCAGACGCAACAGCAACUUGUGCAGCAACAACAAAUGUUGCAACAGCAGCAGAUUAUACCACAGCAGCAGCAGCAACAGAGGAUGCAAAUGCAGCAGCAGCCGCAACAGAUUGUUGUAAACCAGCAAAUACUCAGUGAUCCUCAGCGAUUGCAGUACCUACAACAACAGCAGUUAAUGCAAAAACAGCAACAGCAGCAGCAACAACAACAGCAGCAGCAGCAACAACAGCUAGUGGGACCACAACAACAGCAAAUCCUUAUACAACAGCAGCAAACACCCCAACAACAGCAGAUACUGCAGCAAAAACUCUCCAACGAUAAUCAGCAACAACAAAUAAUGCAGCUUAUCACGCAGCAACAACUGCCUCAACGCACGCCGCCUCCGCAGCAGCAGCAGCAACAACAGCUGUUGCUUCAGCAACAACAGCAAUCCCCACAACAUCAUCCGCAAAUGCAGCAGCAGCAUUGGUCACCGCAAAGUCCUGCUGGCGGUCAGCUUGCGCCCAGCACUCCAGGCACACCCACCAGUGUUGGGAUGCAAUCACCCCUGCCCGGUGGACCAACAACGCCGCAGCCGCAACCUCAGCAGCAAUUUGUUCCGCGUGGAUUGCGGCCGCAAACCUCUUGGCCCGGCCAGCCUCAACAGCAACAGCCUCAACCCACUCAACAACAGCAACAGAUCGUGCUGCCGCCACCGCAACAACAACAGCCGCAGCAGCAGCAACAGCAUAUUGGUCAGCAACAACAGUUGGUAAUGCAACAGCCACAGCAACAAAAAAUCGUGGUGGACGAAAAAACGCACGCACACCUCAUGUCAUUGGAUGCUCACAAAAGAGCCGAAUAUAUCACUAAGUUGAAUCAGCAGAACAAACCUCGAGUAAUGCUUCGCCAGCAGGUUGCCUAUCAGCCGCGACCUGGAGCACCGGGCAGCAUAGUAGCGACGCGACCGGCAGGCCCGGUUCCGCCCGGUCACAUUAUUGUGCAACACCAAAUGCCACCAGGACUAACACAACAGCAACAAGUGCUCUGGCUGCAACAGCAGCAGGGAAAACGACAGGUCGUUGUACGCGCCGGAACUCCUGGCUUGAGUCCGAUUCAACAGCAGCCAGGAGCAGGACCACCGCAACAGCAGCAGUCGCCUCAACAGCAGCCCUUCAACCCCAAUGAUCCCAACCAGCAAAUGCUGAUGCAGCGCCAGCAGCUGCGAGUCCAGCAGAUUCCCAUUCAGCAACAGGGACCUCAGCAGCUGGGCAAGCAAACAGUGCAGCUUAUCACCGGACCCAAUGGCCAGCUGAUUGAACAACAGACCAUCGUGCAACAACCGCAGCAGCAGUCCGCACCGGGCACACCUACCACUCCAGGAGCAGGAGGUGUUCUUCCCGGAAAUGCCAACAUAAUGACGCAAACUUUGGUCAUGACUUCAACGACUCCCGAUGGACAGCCGCAACAAUCACCGCAGCAAAUGAACCUCAAAACAAAGACAGCCCUGGCCAACAUGUUGAGCAAUCGCUUAGGAAACAAUGGAGCCCAAACACCGCAACAGCAAAUAAUUCAACUUCCCGAUGGACAGCAGCCACAACAACAGCAGAUUGUACAACAGGUGGUGGUGACCGGAGCCAUUCAGCAGCAGCAGCAACAAUUACUAUUACAACAACAGCAGCAGCAGCAACAACAACAAAUGGUUGUCCAACAGCAAUUACCACAGCAGCAACACGUCGAGCCACCGUCGGCAGCUGGUGCUCUUAGAAUGAUGGGCCAGCAACAUAACGCAACCGCCGGAGUUCCUGGACCUCCGCGAACUCAGCAGGAGUUGCUCAUGCUGCAGCAGCAGCAGCAACAACAACUGCUGCAACAGCAGCAAAUGCGCAGAGUUGUCACCCUACCACAACAACAGCAGGCACCGCAGCAACAUCUAGUCCAACAGCAGAUCGUAGUCGCUCCGACGCAGUCCCCCCAGCAGCAGCAACAGAUGGCUGUUGGAGUGGGCGUGGGUGUGCCAGUGCAGCGGACUCCUCACGGCUACAUUCAAACUCGUCCCGGUCAGCAACCGAUCCCGAUGCCGCAGUUCUACGGGCACAAUCCGAACCUAAAGUUGCCAGCCGAUCUCUUUCUGGUGGGCUGUACGUUCUACAUUGUGGAAUACGAUGAAACAGACGGUGAUGAACUGCCCAUUUGGCUAGAUACGAUCAGGCAGUUUGGCGGUGACAUCGAACGCGUUUACUGCCCCCGGGUAACCCAUGUUAUUUGUCGCACUCAGCGUCAUGGCGUGGUGAUGCAGGCGUUGCGAGAUGCCAAGCGCUGCGUCACUGCCUACUGGCUGAGUGAUAUUUGCUUAAAGCGCCAACUGAUGCCACCGUGGCAGCCGUUGCACCUGCCGUUCCCCAGCCAGUUUGGCUAUCGCAAGCCGCUAGAACGCUACAUCAUAACUUCGGAGGGAUUUGAAGGCGAGGAGGUUGUGAGACUACAGCAGAUGGCAGAGGAGUGCGGUGCCAUCUACACCUCCUAUCUCUCGAAGGUGAACACAGUGGUCGUGUGCAAGCAACUCGAGGGCAACAAGUUUAAUGCCGCCAAGGAGUGGAACAUACCGAUGGUCAAUGCGCUUUGGUUAAGCGACGUGUGCAUCGGUAACCUUAGUGGCCUCUCCCAGUAUGAGAAUCCCAAGUACCAGCAGUACAACUUGGUUGCUCCCUUCCGCAUCGAAUGCAAUCUGGUUGCUCAUCUACUAACUGCUUGGAAGGCGCCCAUCAAUCUAACCCAGGAGGCACACGAACGGGUCAAGCGACACUUAUCCGAUCCCUACGGCAACGAGCAAAAACUGAAGCGCCAGAAGAUGAACGCAUUCCAGCAGGAGCAGCUGCCAGAGCAAAUUGUCUGCGUAGAAUAUCCAACUACCACCAAACCACCGAAGGUCAUAUUUUCACAGGUCGCAGAUGCCGAGGCACUUAAAAAAGCUGUGUUAAUUUUGGGUGGAAUUGUGGUGGACAGCCCUGCAGAUGCCACUCACCUGGUAAUGACACGCGAGAGUCGUACCUGCAAGCUAAUCCAAGCCUGCUGUCACGUCGAUUAUGUGCUAAAGUCGAGCUGGAUCGCUGAUAGUGCCAAAGCUGGUAAAUUUGUGCCUACAGAUCCAUACCGCAUUCAGCACAUACCGGUGGACGAGAACCUGCAGUUCAAUCUGAAUACCGUGCUGUGCGCCCCCACUCGCUCAACGCUGUUUGCCGGCAAAUACUUCCAUGUGACGCCGGACGUGUUCCCAGCUCGCGAGGAAAUCAUACGAAUGAUUGAAUCGUCUGGUGGUAAAGUGGAGCCGAAGCGAAGAAGCGGUGCAUCUGUGGCGGAAACACACAUGCAAGCGCCCGAUUCCUACAUCAUAGUAACCUGUCCCACGGACAUGCAUCUCUGUGCGGAUCUCACGCGGCACGGAAAUCCCAAGUGUCAUAUCGUUUCCACGGAGUUCGUCAUGAGCUCGAUACUCAGGCAGCAGCUGGAGAUUGAGCCCAAUCUUAUACCCUACUUGUACAACAAUAACAAUGUCAAUAGCUGCAAUAGUAAUAAGUCCUAGCGCCGAGUGUUUUGGUUGCUGUAGAGCUGAGAUAAGGUCUCAGACUCGCUGUAUAGUCACAAUAGAAUUUAUGCGAGCUGUUAUCAAGUACGUAUGGGUAUGACAUUGCCACUUCGCAAUGUCAUUGGCCAUUGAUGUUGUAGGCCGCGCCAAUUUCUUAUGAUAUACCAACGCGAAACUAGUCCAUGGAGUUCGUCAAUUCAAUCGGGCAUGCCAGAACGAAUGAGUUUAUAGGGUCUCGGGCACAUCGGCAUAUCGGUCACAGCUAGACAAAUUUAUUGCAUCCCCUUAUUUUAAAAUAGUUAAUUUUUUAAAUUUUUUCCAUGCGCCAGCUCAUAUUAAAUUGUAUAUAUUCUGGGGAAUCGAAAUCUUUUCGUUCUCGAUCUUUUUAUAAUCCACAAGUAGAAUCUAUAAUUAUAUCUAGAGCGAUCCAUAUUUUUGAUAUGUUAAUGCUGAUUGGUAUUAAUGAGGAUCGCUUCAAUCAUUAGGUUUAUAUAAUUGUACAAAUAAAUCAAUUAAUUGUGCAAAGCUUGAACAGAAUCGUUAAUUGUUCAUAUUUAAUAUACAGCUCGACCGAUAUGUAUAGAAAUAUAUAAUCUAGCGUGUAACAAAGAACUACCUUAAUUAGUGUUACGAUUACCAGUUCAAACAAUCAUUUUACAUAUUUUUGUAGGUUCAGGAACCUUUACCUUUAGGAAGUCACGCAAAUAUACACAUAUAUUUCCUAAAGUAUACGAAAUGUUUCACAGAAAUUUAUAUUGUCGGCUAUUAGGAUGCUAAGUACUUUUCACUAGGUAAAGCCAAUAUUUUGCGAUGUAAUAUUAAUUAUAGGUAGGCAUUGUACGAAUUGUAUGAAAAAUAAAAAUAAUGUUAACUCAAAA
Messenger RNA from Drosophila simulans, 8026 nucleotides. RefSeq names its product PAX-interacting protein 1 (gene Ptip). The transcript is spliced from 7 exons. The record is from RefSeq and is a predicted model, not a curated record. Gene Ontology annotation, cellular component: MLL3/4 complex. Lineage: Eukaryota; Metazoa; Arthropoda; Insecta; Diptera; Drosophilidae. Bases 327 to 7145 code for a protein of 2272 amino acids.